AUGUUUUGGGGUCUCAGCUCGGCACUCGAUUUAUACGCGGAAUAUGUGCAGGCCUUUAAGCUGCCGGAUGAUGCUGCAGACGCUCCAGUGGCAGGUCAACCCACUGAAAUGAAUAUACUCAUUUGUGGAGGCGCCGAUCCGCGACAUGUGAUCAAAACGCUGGCCAAACGCUAUACACAUGGUUGUAAGCCGAAGCUGAAUUUCUAUGUGCUGGAUGCCUGUGUGGAGAUUGUGGCCAGGAAUAUGCUGAUACUUGGCCUGGCACUGGAACCACCGGAAUCCUUCAGUUUGGUGUGCAAGACGCAUCUGUUUAUGGACAUCUAUGGCAACUCGCUAAUGCGACCCAGCUCCCAUCAUUAUAUGGCUGCCAAGGGACUCACUCUGUUGCGCAUGAUCUGCGAUGAGGAGCUGCGUCAGCGUCUGGCGCCCAUCUUCAACAUUGAUGCCUUUAAGUACAGGGAGCGUGAUGGCCUCGAAAUGACCUUUAACUAUUGGCGACAUCCGGAGGAGAUCUUCGAUAUACAACGCUGCUGGGAGCAUCGUGUGCGCUCUCUGCUGGGACCACGUUACGAUCAUCGGCAGGGCGCCUUUGACUGGGAUCUGAGCAUGACCCUCAAGGAUCGCGAGGGACAACAGAUUUGCUCGCAGGAGUAUCGCUACUGGCGGGAAUGUGGCGUUGCCUUUGUCUUUCCGGAAUAUGAGCACUGCAAGCCGAACAAAACCUUUGCCGCCGGUCUCACCCGGAAUGGACGCAACUAUGUGCAUCGCGGCUAUGUGGGUGACAUCCAAACCGGUCCCUUCUGUGCCUUUGGACUGCGCAGCUCCGAGGAGCGUAUGCAUCACUCUCAGCACGGCGAGAAUGACUAUCGUGCCACAGAUGUAACUGAGCGCAAUCUGCUCGAGCUGUUCCAUGAGCUGCAAACACAAUCCACCUAUGAGCACGACAAGACCAUCUCCAGGCGUUAUGGCCAAACACAGCUGCUGAUGACGCCCCUGCUCUCCUACAACGAAUGCGACAUCACCGAGGGACAGCAGAAAUAUGACAAGCCCUGGAUUCCAGUGCCCGAUGUGCAGAUUCACUUCAUGUCCAUCAUGGACAUACUGGAACUGCAAAAGGGAACCCGUUGGCAGGAUCAUUUCGACAUUGCUUUUAUGGCCUACAAUUACAAUACCUAUCUGAGCAAGCAGUUCCUUGGCGCUCUGCGUGAGCGGGCGCUCUUUGUGAUGGAGACAAAGCUGAUGACAGUGGAGCGCAAGGAGCACGUUCAAAAGUUUGAGACGAAAAUCAGGGAUUUGCUUAAGGAAGCUGGCUUAAAGCCGUGUAUCAACUAUCAGGCAAUAAAUGCUAAGAAUAUGCUAUUGAAGUACAAAAAGACAUUAGGCGGCGAGGUAGAUGAUAAUAUGCCAGAGGAAGAGUCCAACGAACUAAAUGAGGAAGACUCUAAUGAAAUGGGUUUAUAUAUAACCGAGAUACAGGAAGAAAAAGCGGACGAGAUAGAGAUAAAGCAGCAAAUUCAGCUGAAUGAAGAGCAACCAGAUGGAACUUCAAGUGAACAGACUAAGCGAGAAGAUCUCGAGAAUGUGGAGAAACUGAAAGAAUCAAAUAAAAUGGGAUUAUAUACAUCAGAGAUACAGAAAGUGCAAACGGAGGAGAUAGAAAUUAAGCAGCAAAUCCAGCUGAAUGAAAGACAACCAGAUGGGAUUUCAACUAAGCAAGAAGAUCUGGAGACUGAGGAGAAACUGAAAGAGGAAGAUACACAACUGAAGAAAGAUAUUAAUGAAUAGUUGUUUACAAAUUUAUUUCAACAGCAUCCAACGAAUUAAAAGAAAGAAGAGUCCAAUGAAAUGGGAUUAUAUAUGGAAGAUAGAAAUUACAAGAAAAAACAAGCAGAUGGAACUUUAAAUAAACUGACUUAGCAAGAAGAUCUCGAGACUGUGAAGCAACUGAAAGGAAAGAUAUUAAUGAAUAAUUGUAUACAUAAUUAGUUCAACAGUAUCUUAACUUUAUUACAAUUAACUUAAUAAGAAAGCAUUCAA
Messenger RNA from Drosophila innubila, 2037 nucleotides. RefSeq names its product dynein assembly factor 3, axonemal homolog (gene Dnaaf3). Gene Ontology annotation, biological process: axonemal dynein complex assembly; motile cilium assembly. The coding region runs from base 1 to 1785 and encodes 594 amino acids. The record is from RefSeq and is a predicted model, not a curated record. Lineage: Eukaryota; Metazoa; Arthropoda; Insecta; Diptera; Drosophilidae. The transcript has a single exon.